UCGGCAGGCAGGCGGCGUUGCUCUGCGGCUGCGCGGAGAAGAAGCAAGAUGGCGGGCAGCCCUCCUCCUCCGCUGAAGCCCUGGGAGAACCCGCGCAGAAUAUCUCCAGAUGUGGGGGCCAGCCCACUGACCCGACCUGGGCAGCCCACUCUCACUCGGGUGCCCCCUCCGAUUGUGCCAAGGCCCACCCAGCAGACUGGGAGCACUGCCCUGAAUACCUUCCGGCCCACCUAUGGCAGCUCUUUCUCUUCGGGCUAUGGCACAUACGGGAGCAGCAUGUAUGGCAAUUCCUUUUAUGGAAGCUACAGCCCUUACAGUUAUGGGUACGGGGGCUUGGGUUACAACCGCUUUCGGAUGGACGAUAUCCCCCCCAGUCGGUUCGUUCAGCAGGCGGAGGAAAGCAGCCGAGGCGCCUUUCAGUCCAUCGAAAGCAUCGUGCACGCCUUUGCCUCCGUCAGCAUGAUGAUGGAUGCUACCUUCUCAGCUGUCUACAACAGUUUCCGGGCAGUUCUGGAUGUGGCCAAUCACUUCUCUCGCCUCAAAAUACACUUCACCAAGGUGUUUUCCGCUUUUGCCUUGGUCAGAACUAUAAGGUACCUCUACAGGCGACUGCAGAGGUUGAUGGGUCUGAGAAAAAGCUCUGAGAAUGACGAUUUAUGGGCGGAAAGCGAAGGGACGGUGGCCUGUGUUGGUCCUGAGGAAAGAGCAGCCCACUCUGCAAAAUCAUGGCCCAUUUUUCUAUUCUUUGCUGUCGUUCUUGGGGGGCCCUACCUCAUAUGGAAGCUGCUGUCCAGCUACAGUGAUGAUGAAACAGUGUCCAGUCACUGGGCAAGUGGAGAGGCUGACCAUGUUGUGGGGAGAGCAGAAUAUGACUUCAAUACUGUUUCAGAAGAAGAAAUUUCUUUCCGUGCCGGUGAAAUGCUAAUAUUAGCUCCUAAAGAACAACAGCCCAAAAUUCGUGGAUGGCUUCUCGCCAGCCGUGGUGGGCAGACGACAGGACUUGUACCAGCAAAUUACAUCCGAAUACUUGGUAAAAGGAAAGGGAAGAAGACCACAGAGCUGGAAAAGAUCACAGAGCACCAGCCUGCAGUUCACAAUGCACCUCUGGUUCCAGGAGGUACAGCUGCUGACACGUUGGAGGAGCAAGAAGCUGCCUUUGAGUCUGUCUUUGUGGAAAAUAAUAAAGAUCCCAUUACACCUGGCUCUGCCAUGCUAAGUGGAGAUAAACAGGACCUUUGACAGGUGUGGAGGUUUAUGGACCUGGUCAGCACAUGCUCGUCAGUAAUGCUGUAGGGUAACCAUUCAGUAGUGAUGUAGCAGAACACCGUUGUUGACUGUGUCUGCCUGGUGAAAUCAUAGAGAGGGACAUUAAAGGCCCUAGUCCUGGGCUUGAUUCAGUUAAUGUUGGAUGGCUGGAUUAAGCGUACCAGGCAGGAGCCAGUCGUUCUGUGCCAGGCACGGGUGAGUUAUCAGUCAAGAAGGUAUAGUAUCUAAUCCCAUUUGGUUGUUGGAGCCGUUCUUAAAGCUACCAGAGAUAGCUCUCUGUUUGGAAAUUUUAUUUAGGGCUGAUUUAUCUUCUCAUUACGUUAUAGACACUGUGAUAAAGUAUGUUUCAGAGUCUUUCAUCAUAUGGUGAGAUUCCAUUUUCUUCUUAAAGUGGUAUUGUGUGGUAGAAGGGGAAUCUCAGUCAUGGAUUUGUUGGACUGUCCUCCAAAAAAACCUCCAGUCUCACUGUUCCGACAUUGAACAAUUCUCUGUGAAAGAUGUUCUAGAGCUGGUAGCAGUUCCAUUUUAUCCUAGUUCCAUGAUACGUGAGCCCAGCUUAUGUGGGUGUCUUUUCAUAAACAAGCUAGCUCCUUAUAACAUGAUUCUCCUUUGUGUUGGCACCUGUCUCUGCAUUUGAAGACUUAGGCAAUCCCCUGCCUGGGUCGGUAGUUAAUUGGUCUUAAACUACAACAUCUACAUCAGUGGUUCUCAACCUGGGGUCCCCAGAUGUUUUUGGCCUUCAACUCCCAGAAAUCCUAAAAGCUGGUAAACUGGCUAGGAUUUCUGGGAGUUGUAGGCCAAAAACAUCUGGGGAUCCCAGGUUGAGAACCACUGAUCUACAUCAAUCUGCCCUUCCAGGUCAAGGAUACUGCACCUUUUUCCAUACCUGUCAUUUAAGAGGUAGGAAAGGUUACAUUUUGGAUGGCAACUCCCCACAUUUCUCAGCCAGAAUGACCACUAACAAAUAUGGACUAGGAUGUUCUGAGAACAGAAAUCCCAAAUCAAGGUUCUCCCAAGUUCUGCUUCAGUUAGAUCUGUCAAGUUAGAUCACACUAAGGAUCAAACUUGCAUGCUAGAUCUACACUUUAAACCUGUUUCUACUCCAUGACUUGUUGUGUCAACCUGAAUGAUAGGUAAAGAUGAGACGGAUUUCUAUUUCUUUAGCUAGUCUCAUCAGAUGUUCUUAACUGUAAGUCUAUAAAUAUACUGCUUAGUCAAGCUGAAUAUGUGCUAAGCUUGGUAUUUUCUUCAGAAAGAGGCUGGCAUGGAAAUAAAAAUUCCAUUCACAAAAAUCAUGCUUCCUACUUUAUCAGGGCCAAAUCGAUUUUAAAAAUUCAGGUUUAAUUUGAGAAAGUUGGAUGUUGAGUAAUAACAAUACUUUCAGGGUGUAAUUUAACUAGAUAAUUUGGUGCAUUAUAUUUCAAAGCUCUACAGUAUUCAUUGCUAAGAACUGAAUUUGCAGUGCUGCAAAAUUCCUUCUUCAUCUCAGCCAAUCUUGAAAUACAUUAUUUCUAACAUUGGAAAGUACUGAAUAUCUUGGAUAUUUUAAAUAAAAGUUCCCCUAUUGAAUGAAUACCUUAUCUUCAGUUUCACUGUGAGGUAAUUACCAUAUUGAUGGGAUUUUUUUUGCACUCAUUUCUGAAUGUUUGGAGGAGUUUUUUUUAAGAGUUACAUAAACACCUUAAAAUAACUUGGACUGUUUGCUAGCUUUCUUGGAGGCUGUUUCCAAACUUGUUCAGGUUCAUUAAUUAUUCACUUUAUGACUGCCAACUGAAUUGAAGCCCAAGAGAAAGGAAAGGUUUUGUUUUCCUUUUCUGUUUCACAAGGAAGUUUUACCAGAAUAUAUGAGGGAAAUGUUGCACUUUUGGUUCAACAAGAUUUUGUACCAAUUGCAGGGUGCACAAACGGAGAACCAGGCAGUUCAGCUUCAAACAAUGUAAGAGACCCAUUAAAUAUUGAUCACUUUUGCAUGGAAGCUCCUUACUAUACGGUUUCCUCAUUUUGCUUUCUGGGGUGCAUUACAAAAUUUAGGUAGGCAUAUUUUCAUAUAUCUAAUACCUAAUAUUGUAAGAGAUGUUUCAGUCCUCCAAAGAUUUAUGAAAAAUGCAAACUGAGAUGGAGCUGGGAAAUGUUUCGAAUCUUUUUCCAUUUGUUUGUGAGACCUGAACAUCAUGGUUUAUUUUUUUUUCCUGAUACCAUAAUCAUAAAUUAUAUCAGUAGGCUGACAAGUGUUUGCUUCAAAAGAAAUCACUGUUGACUAACUCGCUAUUUCAGUCUAAUGCUCAAUGUGUUUACUCACUUGCCAUUCGGGCUCACUUCUCAGAAGUAUAGUUCAGUCUCUUUGAGCUUGCUUGAUUAUAGUUAACAGAAUAUCAAACCUAUGCAUAUCACACUUCAAAUAGAUAAGUAUGCCUAGUGAGCCUUGACUCUGCCCUGUUGACUUUGUACUUGUUUCAGUGGAACCAGAAUGAAAAAAGGUCGUAACGAGUAGAUUUACUAGAGAUUUGAUCAUGCAGUUGGAUUAACCUAUAAGAAUCUAUUAAAUUUUGUUGAAACUUGA
Messenger RNA from Anolis sagrei ordinatus, 3826 nucleotides. RefSeq names its product peroxisomal biogenesis factor 13 (gene PEX13). Lineage: Eukaryota; Metazoa; Chordata; Lepidosauria; Squamata; Anolidae. Gene Ontology annotation, molecular function: protein binding. Gene Ontology annotation, biological process: protein import into peroxisome matrix, docking. The record is from RefSeq and is a predicted model, not a curated record. Gene Ontology annotation, cellular component: peroxisome; peroxisomal membrane; peroxisomal importomer complex.